UGGGACCACAGCCGGAGAGCUGUGAUGGAAGGAGCGACAGCACAGGUUACCAAUAGCGAACUGAAUGUAAAGCAAGACCAGAUGACGUGCAACUAAUCAGAAUCGUCUGGAUACGACUUCCUCUGCAGGAUUAGGAAGAUGUCUGAUACUGUGAAUAACACUGUCUAAAUACGUUUACUUUGUUUGCCGGGUAAAUAGCUGGAAUAUAAUUUAACCAGUUAGUUUAUGACAAGGCAUACAAGAGCCUGCCAUGCCUAGCUCCCUCCUAUGGGCAGUAGAUGUGUAUGGGAGAGUGUACACCCUGUCCACUGCCGGACAGUGCUGGGAGCUGUGUAAAGAUGCUCAUCUGGAGUUCAAGCGGCUCACUUCGGUCCAGCAGUGCUGCUGGGGAAUCGCAGGUGAUCAUCAGGUCUACCUCUACGUGCAUUCCAGCGACGUGCCCAUCAGGUAUCAAGAGGAAACCUAUGAAAACCAGCGCUGGAACCCUGUCGACAGAUUCUGUGAGAAGUUGUUGCCAAGCGACCGCUGGCAAUGGAGUGAUGUCACCGGCCUGAAGCACCAGCCCCUGGAUAGCUUCAGGCUGCCGUCUGAGCACUGGGAGUGGGAGGCAGACUGGUACGUGGAUGAGAACAUUGACGGGGAGCCCACAGAGAAGGGGGGCUGGACGUAUGCCAUCGAUUUCCCUGCCACCUACACGAAAGAUAAGAAAUGGAAUUCCUGUGUCCGUCGCAGGCGAUGGAUCCGAUACAGGAGAUACAAGUCACGGGAUACGUGGGCCAAGAUCCCCUCUCAGGAUGAUGGGCCUCUACCAGACCCCUUCAGUGACAUCAGCGCUGGGGGCUGGGAAAUCACAGAUGAGCCAAGGGGACGCCUGUCACUCUGGGCAGUCUCACUGCAAGGGAAGAUGUGGUACAGAGAAGGAAUUCACCAUCACAAUCCUGAGGGCUCCAUGUGGACAGAGGUCACGACCCCUGGAGAGGUGGUUCAGAUCAGCUGUGGGCCGAGUGACCUCGUCUGGGCUGUACUGUGGGAGGGACAGCUGCUGGUCAGAGAGGGGAUCAGCAGAGAGAACCCUAAAGGCUCCUCUUGGGUGGUGGUUGAUUCCCCAAGUACAGAAGUUGGUGCAAUUCAUGUAGCAGUGGGCAUUAAUGUUGUGUGGGCCGUCACGAAGGACAGAAAGGUGUGGUUUCGCCGGGGUAUAAACUCCCAUAACCCCUGUGGAACGGGCUGGAUUGGAAUGGUAGGAGAAAUGGUCAUGGUGAAUGUAGGACUGAACGACCAGGUGUGGGGAAUCAGCUGUGAAGACAGAGCUGUGUAUAUCCGUCAAGGAGUCACGUGCAGCGAACUCAGUGGAAAGACCUGGAGAGCCAUUACUGUAGCUAGAGAUGAUGACAGGUCUCGCUCUGGAAGCGCCAACAGCCUUGCCAGUGCUGGCUGCUUUUUCAGUGGGGAGGUGAGAGUCCAGUCACAGUCAUCUGUUAUGAAUGAUGCCGAGUCGUCUUCUGAAACCGAAAGGUCUCAGGCUGCACAGUCCACCUCACCCACGCAUGCUGAUGCCAUGAAGCGUAGAAUCCCUAAAGUGACCAGUGACAGCUUCAUCUCAGAGCUGGUCUCCGACAAAGAGCGUAAGCCAGGCAGGGAUGGGAGGGACGGCCCUACCCCUUCCAUCCAGGAGGAUGGGGCACCCCAAGAACAAGCCUCUGCCGACCAGGAGACAUCCGUCGAGCUGUUCCCACAGUCCUCCGGCCAGCAGGGGGCCCGAGACCCCAAGUGGAGUAACGUGGAUUUAGAAGAAGCUCAGCCUCCCCUGCCAGCUGCAGCUUCAGACACCACGGAAACCUCCAGCCUGUCCUCUGUAGCUACCUACAACUUGGGCAUAGAGGAGCAGUAUGGGGUGGACGAGCACCCUCUCUGGGCCUGGGUCAGUGGAGGGGGCUGUGCCGUGGAUUCACACACCCACUUAAACUGGUUCAGUGCCUCGACAGGUGUGUCCUCCUGUGUGCAGUCCAUGUCCCUGUCUAUCACCCCAGCACAGACAGCAGCAUGGCGGAAACAGAUCUUCGAGCAGCUGAGCGAGCGGUCCAAGAGAGAGAUGGAGAAUUUCAAACACUAUGAGCAAGCGAUUGAGCAGUCUGUGUGGGUGAAGAAGGGCAACAUGCAGUGGUGGAGAGACUGGAAACCAAACAAGUGGAUAGACAUCCGGUUUGCCCUGGAGCAAUUUUCAGGGACCGACGGCAAUCGAGAUGGCAUCCUCUUCAUUUACUACACAUUCAAUGAUGAAAAGAAGUACCUCCAUGCGUUUAUAAAUGAGAUUACUGUCCUGGUCCCUGUUCUCAAUGAUACAAAACACACGUUUGCUAUCUAUACACCGGAAAGGACCAAACAGAGAUGGCCAAUACGGCUGACUGCUGCUACCGAACAGGAGAUGCACGACUGGCUUGCCCUUCUGAACUUAUCCUGCUGUGAUUCAAGAGGGAUCCAUGGUGCGCCUUGUAAGCAGGCGAUUUGGUCCACUACAUGCAAGGGUGACAUCUAUGUUUGUGAGCCCGCUCCGAAUCUGGAGGCGGUUCCCUAUCCAUUGCCCUGUGAUCAAAUGUUUUGGAGACAGAUCGGAGGGCACCUGCGCCUGGUGGAAAGUAACAGUCUGGGAAUCGUAUGGGGUAUUGGAUAUGAUCACACAGCUUGGGUGUACACUGGAGGCUAUGGAGGUGGCUUCUCUCAGGGGCUGGGAAGCAGCACUGAUAAUAUCCACACACAGACAGACGUCAAGAGCAUUUACAUUUAUGAAAAUCAGCGCUGGAACCCAGUAACUGGCUACAGCAGCAGAGGUCUUCCCACAGACCGGUACAUGUGGAGCGAUGUGUCCGGUUUGCAGGAAUGCACCAAAGCAAGCACUAAGCCUCCAUCUCCACAGUGGACCUGGGUGUCCGACUGGUGCAUUGACUAUAAUACUUCAGGUGGGACUGACAGAGAGGGCUGGCAGUAUGCUGCUGAUUUUCCAGCGACCUAUCACGGGUACAAGACGAUGAAAGACUUUGUGAGGCGGAGGCGCUGGGCAAGGAAAUGUAAAAUCACCACGACUGGCCCAUGGCUGGAAGUUCCUCCCAUCGCACUCUGGGAUCUCACCAUCCUGCCCUGCUCCUCUCAGAGCUCCGUGGAGGAGGUCUCACUCUGGGGCAUCAGCAACAAGGGAGACGUCCUGUGUCGGAUCGGAGUGACACAGCAGAGCCCCGCAGGUACCUCCUGGCUUCACGUUGGGACAGAUCAGCCCUUCAAGUCUAUCUCCAUAGGUGGCGGCUACCAGGUGUGGGCGAUCGCCAGAGACGGAUCGACGUUCUACCGCGGAUCUGUCUCUGCUCAGAACCCUGCAGGAGACUGUUGGUACCACAUCCCCUCUCCACCCAGACAGAAGCUGAAACAGGUGUCAGUGGGGCGCACAUCCGUUUACGUUGUGGAUGAAAACAGUAACUUGUGGUACCGCCAGGGCCUGACCCCCAGCUACCCACAGGGGUCCAGCUGGGAGCACAUUUCAAACAACGUCCGCAGAGUGUCUGUGGGACCUCUCGACCAGGUUUGGAUAAUUGCUGACAAAGUUCAAGGCAGCCACAGUCUGAGUUGUGGCACUGUAUGCCAUCGGGUUGGGGUGCAGCCAAUGGAGCCUAAAGGACAAUCGUGGGACUAUGGAAUUGGAGGUGGAUGGGAACACAUUACGAUAAGAGGGAACUCCCAGGAAGCCCCCAGGAUUGUCAUGCCAGUGCCUGCUGAAAAUACUUUGGAAAAAAAGGGCCGUGUGGCAGAGGAGGGCGGUGAAGGUGGGGGCAGGACCGCUUCCAUCAGCUCAGUACUCUGUAUCAAAGAAGAGGAACUGAAUGGAAACGCUGUGAGUUGUUAGCCUGCUUUCUCUCUUGUCCAGUGUGUACCUCUUAACAUGAACAUUGCAAGGUUAUUCCUUCCUUCCGUUCUUCAUUACUUCACAACUAUGGAAGACCACCUGCCCAUGUUUUACACAGCUUCUUUGUGUAGCUUUGGUGUGUGUGUUGGUGGUUAUACUUUUGUUUUAGUGCAAUUUUUAUUCUUUCUAUGUCUCAAACAAGAUUAUUGAAAUGUAUUAAUCAACAUCUCAUGUGUGUUUUACGUUACAACAUGUGUGUUUUACGUUACAAGUUUCAGUUUGAAAAUAUUAUUACAGUACCUAAAAUAAAAUCCUAACACAGAAAUCAAUGCAGAUGAAUAAGGGUGAGAGGCUGUUAUGGUCACAGUCAAACGAGGCGUUGCGACCAAAAUGUAAAACUGCAACAAGCAAUUCCAAAAUGAGAUGGAGUAUAUUUCUGUGGUGUGAGAAGAAUAUUGAAUUAGAGUAAGGAAUCCUUUUUUCCCCUCAAGAGGCUGGCCAUGGAAUUGAAGUAAGUCGCACAAACUGUGAUGUUUAUCUUACUCUGGUGUGCAACUAAAUACUGUAAAAGAUUUCCUAACUUCAUCCUGUUUUGAUAAGAAAUAAGGCAUUUUAAAUCCAAGUCUAUAGGGACACACCCAAACUGGUAGUUUUGAGGCACACCUAGGCAGGUUUUUCAUUCUCAGCACUCACAAAUGAAAUAUUAAAACCAAUGCAUUGGUUAUUUUCUUCCUUUGUAAAGGCCCAUGUACUUUUUUUAAAAACAAAUAAGUUUGAAUGAAAGUAUAAUCACGGAUCUCCAAUCUUUAUUACAGCCUCCUUCUCUAAACACGUUAAUUUAAAAAGUGAUCUUACUGUAGAGAACUGAAAUGUAGCUGGGUUUUAUACAUUAUUUAAUGAUAAUGCAGUACCGAUGUUUAAUUUUAUUGUUUACCAAAAACAAACAGUCCUGGUGUUUUAAAUAGAACAAGUUCUUAAUGAACAUUAUAUAUUGGAAUACAGUUGUAUGCAAAUCAUGGGUGGCACAGUAAAAUAUGCAAACUUGGAAAUUAUUUUAAACAAAUAUAAUUAUUGAAAUACUUGUCACAAAAACGUUUUUAUAUUUUAAAAGUUAAAAUGUUUAAAUUUUAUUUACAGAUACUUUUUUUUUUUUUUCUAUGGUGCCUACAUUCCUUUAUAGAAUUAUAGAUGGGUCAGUCCUGUUUGUCUGUUCAGUAUAAAACUACUCAAAGAGCCAACCUCUUUGCCGAAGAUAAAACUGCAGUUUUCAAUUCCCACCCCAUGCAUCCAGAUGUUCAUAGGCAAUAUAAAGUGAAAAGGUUGUGCAUUUCAAUUCUCUUUAGAGUUAGAAAAACAUUAACUUCAGUAUAGACCAAGCUGUACAUUCCAAACAAACACGAAAUGUGAGUUCUAUAAGUGAAUUGGUUCCGAUGUUAGUUUGUUUUGAGUUUUUUUUGAAAGAUUAAGAUUUACAUAUAGAUUUUAACAGAUAGAAUGUCAACUAUAUUCUGUAAAAACAAAUAUUCAACUACUGUAUACACACUUCCCGUUUUGUGCUGUGUAAACUUUUCAAGGGAAAGAAAUGCAUGAAUGAUGUCUUCUCAAUAAACAUGGUUUAUGUUCAGAUUCUUA
Acipenser ruthenus (sterlet) is the source of this 5524-nucleotide messenger RNA. RefSeq names its product tectonin beta-propeller repeat-containing protein 1-like. The coding region runs from base 251 to 3892 and encodes 1213 amino acids. Gene Ontology annotation, cellular component: membrane. The transcript is spliced from 25 exons. The record is from RefSeq and is a predicted model, not a curated record. NCBI's taxonomy places the organism in Eukaryota, Metazoa, Chordata, Actinopteri, Acipenseriformes, Acipenseridae.